Messenger RNA from Rhodamnia argentea, 970 nucleotides. Its product is annotated as translocon-associated protein subunit beta-like. Gene Ontology annotation, cellular component: endoplasmic reticulum. The transcript has 6 exons. Bases 148 to 738 code for a protein of 196 amino acids. The record is from RefSeq and is a predicted model, not a curated record. NCBI's taxonomy places the organism in Eukaryota, Viridiplantae, Streptophyta, Magnoliopsida, Myrtales, Myrtaceae.
AGAGAAAAGCAGAUCCAGCAUUUUUGUAUCGCCUCGGCGUCUUCAUUUCACCGGCUCGUCGUUGACCAAUUCAGCACAAGAACCUCUCGAGACCUAGAGGCCCCCUCGUUCCUCCGCGGCCCUUCGCCCCCGACACGCGCGACGGAGAUGGCGAAUCCGAUCCCACGCUCGGCGGUCUUCGCCGUCCUGGCUCUCCUCCUGCUGGCGUCGCCGUGCCUCGCCGCCUCCGACGUCCCGUUCAUCGUCGCUCACAAGAAGGCCUCUCUCAAGAGGCUCAAGUCUGGCGCCGAGCGGGUCCUCGUCUCCGUCGACAUCUACAAUCAAGGAUCCUUGAUCGCAUAUGAUGUAAGUCUUUCUGAUGAUAGCUGGUCUCAAGAACUAUUUGAUGUGGUCAAUGGCAACACAUCUCAGUCAUGGGAAAGACUGGAUGCUGGUGGUCUUAUUUCUCAUUCUUUUGAGUUGGAGGCUAAAGAGAAAGGGAUGUUUUUUGGGGCACCAGCAAUCAUUAAGUUCCGGAUCCCAACGAAGGCUCCUCUACAGGUGGCCUACUCUACUCCUAUACUGCCUCUUGAUAUCCUUGCAGAGAGACCUCCUGAGAAGAAAUUUGAGUGGGCUAAGAGACUGCUGGCCAAAUACGGAUCUCUGAUUUCUGUGAUCAGUAUUAUGGUUCUGUUUGUGUACUUGGUCGCUACCCCAUCAAAAUCCGGUGCAGCCAAGGGUAGCAAGAAGAGGCGGUGAAGCUGAAAGUUUUGUUCGUGACAUAGUCUGAAGCAAGGCCAGAUCUUCAGCUCAAAGGAAUGCUGUCUGUGUUUACCCUUUUAGAAAGAAGAGUUCUACUGUUGAGGUAGUUUUAGCAAGUGAUAGAUGGACCAAUUUAUCCUUUGAGAGGCAUGGCGCGAUCACUGCUAAUUUUGUGUUUGUUUACACCUUUACGGUACUAAUGGCUUAUCAAUUUUGGAUUGAGCGUUUA